AUGCCUCCUCUGUGGUCGUGUGAUUGGGUGGGUUGCCAAACCCCAGCCGUUCAACGGGCCGGGGAUUGUUUGCUCUGCGACAGGCAUCUUUGCCAGACUCACUUGCGGGACCAGUGGCAUACGUGUCCGAAGCCAGAGACGAACUGGAACGAGUACAGCGCUCGGUAUGCAGCAGCAGAGCCCCGGCGGCUGGAGGAGUUGUGUCGGCGGAUCGACGGCGGGAAGCUAUGCGCGCGCGCGUCACAAGUGCGCAGUGACACCAACGUGCCAUGCGCAAUUGACCUCUCCCCGAAGAACCUUUCGACCAUGAUGGGCGGGCAGAACUGCCAUGCCGAGGUUGUGUUCGCGGACGGCGUGGUGUGGCUCGCGCGAUUCCGGCUGUCCAGCCCCGUAUCGCCGCCGCUAGAGGUGCGUGACUACGUGCUGCGGAGCGAGGCCACAACCAUGGAGUUUCUGCAGCGCCACACACGUAUCCCCUCUCCGCGCGUGUUCGACUGGGCCUGCGAGUCCGAUCCGGCGAAUACGGUAGGCGUUGGCUAUAUCCUGAUGGAGAAGCUGCAUGGCACGCCGCUGGACUGGCAGGGCGCAACGACUGCGCAGAGGGAGAAGGUCGUGCGGCAGCUUGCAGACAUCAUGCUCGAGAUCGAAAGGCACCCUUUUGACAGGCUCGGAUCGCUCGUGGCGACGACGGCAAUGUCUGAAGGCGAGAUGGCACCGCCGGCGGCGGCGGCGGAGCCCCAGAUACAGGUGCAGGGUCUGGCGCAACAUUCCACGUUCCGGUCGGGCGAGGACGAUCGGCCGCUAGGGCCGUUCCGCUCGUCGCGGGAGGCCUCGCAUGCCCUCGUAGAGGCACACCUCCGGAUGAUCGCUGGCGGUGAGAUUGGGACGGCCGAGAACGCGGCGGACGUGUUUCUGGCCCACCGGUUCCGACUCGACGUUCUGGAUAGAAAGUUCUUCCUAAAGCACGCGGACGACAAGGGCGACCACAUCUUCGUAAACGCCGACUUCGAUAUCGUGGGCGUCAUCGACUGGGAGUGGUGUAGCACCGCGUCGAAGGAGGAGGCCUUCUCCUCGCCGUGCAUGAUGUGGCCGGUCGCAGCGUUCUACGACGGCUCGAACGAGCUGGCGGACGAAGAGCUGCUCCUGGCCCGCGUGUUCUGCGAGAGGGGCCGCGAGGACCUCGCCCGCUGCGUGCUCGACGGGCGGAAGGUGCAGAGGUUUUUGUUCGCACUCGGUCCUGGCGGGGCGUCACACGAGGACAGGAGAACGUUUGCCUGUCUUUUCAUGGGUCUCAAGCAGGCAUUCGAUCCGGGGCAUGGUGGCAAAGAAGAAAAGCGAGGGAGAGAGGAAGAGUGGGAGGUGUGGAGAGCAAGAGCGCUUGUGAAGUGGGAACAUGACGGUUUGUUGCAGGCUAUACUAAAGAGGAAAUGACAAGUCGCCGAACGAUGUUUAAUUGUCAAAAAGAGAGCAAGAAGUAGAAUACAUCAAGACCCUACCUAGUCUUUGUCUGCGAUGUCCUGUAGUGGCAUGACUAUCUGUUUGCUGGCGCACAUCCCUAAAUCGGAAGCCUCGACAACACACGCCUGUGGACAGCCAAUACUCAGUUGCUGGAAAUGAUGUAGUGAAGGCAAGGCGAUCGAAUCAAGUGUCAUCUCGCCGAGAAAUAAGGCAUAACGGAUCCUGCCAAAAACCCUGGACAUAGGCCCAUGUCCUUGUCCGUCAUUGGCGCCUGUCUCGUUCAACCUGCGUCACGAACCUUGACAUGCUUGUCCACUGGUCCGCCAUGUGCCUAUUGGUUGGACAGAGCCUUUUUUUGGCUCGGUGAUAAGGCACACGCCAUGCUUAGAUAUCGGACCUAGCCUUGGAGACUCCUCUCCUGUUGGAGAUCACGAAACCGACCAACAGAAGAGAUGACAUUGUAUGC
Molecule: messenger RNA, 1924 nt
Organism: Xylaria bambusicola
Lineage: Eukaryota; Fungi; Ascomycota; Sordariomycetes; Xylariales; Xylariaceae
Exons: 3
Coding region: 1-1431 (476 amino acids)
Source: RefSeq, a predicted model, not a curated record